GGACUUGCUUAUUCUCUACGCCCAUAAAAUAAAAUCCCCGAUUCUCCAAUCCCGUAACGCUUUCUCCGAGAGCAAAAAUGGCGAGCGGCGGCUGUGGAGGAAAAGUUUCCUUCAAAGUCACUCUUACUUCCGAUCCCAAAUUGCCCUUCAAAGUUUUUAGCGUUCCAGAAGCUGCUCCAUUCACAGCUGUCCUCAAAUUUGCUGCCGAGGAAUUCAAAGUUCCUCCACAAACUAGCGCCAUUAUCACUAAUGAUGGGGUGGGGAUUAACCCACAGCAAAGUGCUGGUAAUGUCUUUCUUAAACAUGGCUCUGAACUGCGGCUGAUUCCUCGCGAUAGGGUCGGUGCUCCCGGGUUGUCAUUUUGAGCAUAUGCCCAAGUAUUUCAUCUGCUUCUUAUCCCCUAUUGAGUAGCACUUCAUGGUGAAAUGUGCUGCAACUUUCGAUGUUGUAAUAUCAAGUAUAGUUGAAUGUGAAACAGAAUAAAUAAUGCUUUUCGUCCGGGGACUAAUAAAUAUGUUGUGGAUUAAACUUUUGUUGAGAUUUCUAAGUGUUAAUCUGCAAUGGGGUACGUGAUUAAUAUUUUUACUGAU
This is a messenger RNA of Nicotiana tabacum (common tobacco), 590 nucleotides long. Its product is annotated as ubiquitin-fold modifier 1. The record is from RefSeq and is a predicted model, not a curated record. Gene Ontology annotation, biological process: protein K69-linked ufmylation. Gene Ontology annotation, cellular component: cytoplasm; nucleus. Lineage: Eukaryota; Viridiplantae; Streptophyta; Magnoliopsida; Solanales; Solanaceae.